AUGUCUUUCGAUGAUGUAGAGAUGGUGAAUGUACUGAGACAGAACCUGGUCUACGGUCCUCCUGGGAAAAAAGACAAGAUCAACACCAUGGUGUGUGUUAUGAUUAUCAGGACUCUUAGAAACUGCGACAUGAACGCCAAACGCAUCCUCUCAGAGAGCUGCAUGGCGAAGAUGAAGAAGCGUCUGAAGAAGCUGAUGAUUUCCACUGGGGACCCAGACGGAGUUCUGGUCAUCAUCACCAAAGACAACUUAUCGGACAUCGUGACAACCGUUUCUGAAACUCUGCACCAGCGGUUCGGCUCGUCUGAAAACAUGGUGAAGGCGGCGAUGAGGAGAGACGAGGAGUUUGACGAGGCGCUCAUUGAAGCUCUGGCAGAGCAGCUUGGAGUGAGAAUCCCGGACUGCCACAGACACGAUGCCAGCCCAGACCACGAGUCCGAUUCCCCGUCUCCGGGAUCCAGGCCGACAGCAGACAGCGGCGUCAUCUUCUGCUGUCUGCUCCUGAGAAAUAUGAUCAACGUCCCCGAGGAGCUUUACGAGUUCUUCCCGUCAGAUGUUCGGAAAAUGAUGGUGAGCCGUCUGUGCGGGUUGAUGGUCCAACAGAACCAGAUGACUGCUUCCCAACUCGAGCUGCAGCCAGAAAACCUGAAGCGCAUCGCUGCGGCCAUUUCCAAGGAAAUCCACGAGGCUUUCGGGUCAAUCCAGAAACUUUUUAAAGUCGCUCUGCUUGCAAGAAACAGUUUCGACGUCUUGCUUCUGGAUUACCUUGAAACCAGAAUGAACAUCACAAGGAAACCCGAGAACACUCUGGCCCGGAUGUUUGGAGCCUUCGACCGGGACCUGGAGAACAUCUCCAGGUGGUUCCACCGGCUGCGGACUUCUCGCUAUGCAGGCCUGUUCUGGAGGGGGGCGCUGCAGGCCCGGGAUGACGUCAUCAGGCUGCUGCGGUCCGACAGAACCGGACCGGAGACCCUGGAGGCCCACUACGGUUCUGCUGCCCCCUGCAGGCCGCUGCAGGCGCUGCAGAGGGACGCCACGCUUCUCCAUGGCAACCAGCGCACAGAGGAUGUGUACGAGAGGCCGAUGGCUGAGCUGGACCGUCUGGAGGACAAGCAGAAGGAGACGUACAGGCGGAUGCUGGAGCAGCUGCUGCUGGCGGAGAAAUGCCACCGCCGCACCGUCAUGGAGCUGGACAGCGAGAAGCGGAAACACGCCGACUUCAUCAACAAGAGCGACGACUUCACCAACCUGCUGGAGCAGGAGAGGGAGAGACUGAAGCGGCUGCUGGAGCAGGAGAAGGCCCUGCAGGCCCGGCGGGACCAGGACCAUCGCCGGAGGCUGGACAAGCUGCAGGACGAGCUGGGGAAGCUCAAGUCCUUCACUCUGCUGCUGGCAGACGAGAGGCAGCUGCAUGUCGAACACAUCGACCAGCAGAACCAGAAGAUCCAGAACCUCAGCCAGAAGCUGCAGGACCGGGAGCGGCAGCUGGCCGCAUCCAGCGACGCCGCCCUGCAGGACGGGCAGAAGGCGCUGUGCCUGGAGGCGGAGCUGGAGGCCCAACAGGCGAGGUUCAGGCAGGAGCACCAAGACCUGCUGGCCAAGAUGGCCGACCAGGAGUCCCAGAACCAGCAGCUGAGGCUGAAGCUGGACGGGCUGGCGCAGAGGGCCGGGGAGCUGCAGGAGAGGAACGCGCUGCUGCAGAAAUCUGAGGAGGACCUGCAGCAGCUGAGGGAGAAGAUCAGCAGAGGAGAGCGCGGGAACUCCUCCCUCACCGCAGAGCUGGAGAACCUGAGGAAGAAAGUCCUGGAGAUGGAGGGCAAAGACGAGGAGAUCACCAAGACCGAGACGCAGUGCAGGGAGCUGAGGAACCGGCUGCAGGACGAGCAGAACCGCAACCAGGAGCUGCGGCUGCAGGUGGACGGCCUCCAGAAGAGGAUGGCGGAGCUGGAGAGGCUGGAGGCGGCGUUCGGCAGGAGCCGGACGGAGAGCGCCCAGCUGCACCAAAACCUGGAGAAGGAGAGGAAGGUGGUGAAGGACCUGGGCACAGACCUGGAGCGGCUUCGGUCUCGGCUGAAGGAGCUGGAGUCAUCCGAGUCCAAGCUGGAGACAAACGAGUCGGCCCUCAGAGAGGAACUGCUGAAGCUGAAGUCCUUCACCGUCAUCCUGGCGGACGAGAGGAAGACGAUGGGGGAGCGGCUGAAGCAGGAGGAGCAGAAACACGAAGACUUGAGUACGAUGCUGAAGGCAGAGCAAGGGAAGGUCACGGAGGUUACUGAGAAGCUGAUAGAGGAGAGCAAGAAGUUCCUCAAGUUCAAGUCAGAGACAGAAGUCCAGCUGGAAGGUCUGACUCUGGAGAGGGAGGAGCUCCGAUCGACGCUGAGGAACAGCGAGGAAGAGCGUGACGAGCUGAACGAGAAGCUGAAGAAGAUGGGAGCAGACAGACUGGAGGAGAUGGCCAACAGAGACCGAGAAGAAGACAACCGAGUCCAGAAGCUCACCACUGAGAUAGAGAGGCUUAGAGGCCGGCUGGAGCAGCUGCAGGUGGUGGAGGGAGACCUGAUGAGGUCGGAGGAUGAAUACGACCUGCUGGAGAAGAAGUUCAGACACGAGCAGGACCGAGCAAACAUGCUGUCCAAGCUGGUGGACGAGAUGAAGGCUCAGGUGGCCAGGAGCAAAGCAGUGGAGCGAGGCGAGGCCAAGAGUCUGGAGGCCCAGCUGAGGAUCCGCUGCAAAGUGGAGGAGGCCAAGACCAGAGAGCUGCGGGUCGAAGUCCUAGCCCUCAAGGAGAAAAUCCACGAACUCAUGAACAAGGAGGACCAGCUCUCCCAGCUGCAGGUGGACUUCUCCGUCCUCCAGCAGAGGUUCCUGGAGGAAGAAGAGAAGAAGAGGCGCCUGAGUGUGGAUGUGGAGAACCUCGCCAGGGAGCUGGAGGCCUCGAAGCGCUACAGCCGAGCCCUGAGGCCCGGUGUGAACGGCAGGAGGAUGGUGGACGUUCCUGUGACCUCCACGGCGGUCCAGACGGAGUCAAACGGGUCGGCCGAGGAUGAAACCGCAGCCGGAUUUAUCCGGAAAUCCGUUCAGGAGGAGAACCACCUCAUGAACAACCUCAGACAACACGGCCUGAAGAGGCCCGCGGUUCUGGAUCGAUACCCUCCGGCAUCAGCAGACCAUGGAGGGAGAUCCUCAACACCCUGGAUGGGCAAGAAGGAGGCCGUCACGCCGACUCAGACCAGAGGUUCCUCCUCAAUGUCCCCGAAUCUGGGACGACCUCUUCACAUCCGUGUGACACCAGACCACGGGUCGAGCACGGCCACCCUGGAGAUCACCAGCCCGCGGUCUGAGGACUUCUUCUCCAGCACAACCAUCAUCCCAACGCUUGGUCUUCAGCAGCCUCGCAUCACCAUAGUCCCCAAACCCUCAACUGUCUGUACUGUAAGCGGAGAUCCUGAUCGGGUCAAGUCUCCAGUUACGGUCACCAGCAUCUCUAGGACCAAGAGUCCAGAGAAGCCCAGCAGCAUCGCUGGGGUCCUGCAGUCGCCGGUGUCCAUCAUCACAGUUAGCACCACGCCGGUAGCUGAGGUGUGUGCUUCAUCCGACCCUCACGAGAGCACCACCAGGCGGACACUGAUCAAGAUGACCUCCGAGAAACCACCAGACAGGAAGUUCAACAGCAACAUCAUAACGACGGAGGACAACAAGAUCCACAUCCACCUGGGCUCCCAGUUCCAGAGAAGCGCUGAGGGCAGCAGCAGUCCUGUCAGACCAACAGGAAGUAGCUGCGACUGCCAGGAAACUGGAACGGUGCUCCGCUCCCCACGCCAGAACAAGAUGACCAGCAGUAUAACCAUCAACCCUGUCACCACUGCAGCAUCCAGACCCACACAGUCUCUGCUCAGUUCGGAUGUGCAGUCGGCUCCGAGCGCAGCCUCACGGAUCCCUGUGCAGCUCAACGGGAAGACGGUUGUGGGUGUGUCCGCUGUGACGAGGUUGGAGUCUCGGGCCGAAGGCCAGGCGAUGAAGAUCGAGCUGAGGAAGUCGAGGGUGUGCAGCUCGGCCUCUGCAGCAGCAGGAAAGGGCUGAGAGUCUGAUGAGGAUCCGCUCCCAACACGCGGCUUCAGCUGCUCAUCGGUCACUUCUUCGGUUUGCUGCUUUGAACGGAUGCUGAUCCCAGCCUGGUUCUGUUGGGUUCUGUUGGGUUCUGCUUGUUUGAUGCCACGCUCGCUUCACUGCUGCUCGUGCAGGUUUGGACUUACAGAGGCACCGUGAAACCAUUUCUGACCAGAACCAAAUAAACUAUUUAUCUAAACUUCA
Molecule: messenger RNA, 4311 nt
Organism: Poecilia latipinna (sailfin molly)
Lineage: Eukaryota; Metazoa; Chordata; Actinopteri; Cyprinodontiformes; Poeciliidae
Gene: filip1b
Product: filamin A interacting protein 1b
Exons: 6
Coding region: 1-4080 (1359 amino acids)
Source: RefSeq, a predicted model, not a curated record